This is a messenger RNA of Lactuca sativa (garden lettuce), 3111 nucleotides long. Its product is annotated as V-type proton ATPase subunit a1. Gene Ontology annotation, biological process: proton transmembrane transport; vacuolar acidification. NCBI's taxonomy places the organism in Eukaryota, Viridiplantae, Streptophyta, Magnoliopsida, Asterales, Asteraceae. Gene Ontology annotation, molecular function: ATPase binding; proton-transporting ATPase activity, rotational mechanism. The record is from RefSeq and is a predicted model, not a curated record. Gene Ontology annotation, cellular component: vacuolar proton-transporting V-type ATPase complex; vacuolar proton-transporting V-type ATPase, V0 domain.
AAGUAAACCGUUUCUUUGCCGGAUCUACAAUCAACUUUUAGGCGCAUAAAGGAAUUAGAGGGGCAACUUCGAGUGUCCAAAGGCAGUUGACAUCUGCCCCAAAACACUAAAAGUAUCAUAUAAUUGUACACUAAUAAAACUCUCCCGUAUCAGAUUCAUUUUUGGAUCGAGAGAUAGAGAGAGAGAGAGAAACCACGCGGCAUGAAUUUACAGAGGCCAGAUCUGAAGAUCUAGCCCUACAUAUCUCAAAUUUAGCAUUCAUCAAUCGCUAGAUUUAAAGUUUUAGUAGUAGGAAGGAAUAACCAUGGAAUUGUUUAAGAAUUUACCGGAGAUGGAUCUGAUGCGCUCGGAGAAGAUGACGUUCGUCCAGUUAAUCAUUCCGGUUGAAUCCGCUCACCGCGCCAUAUCCUAUCUUGGCGAACUCGGUUUACUCCAGUUCCGUGACUUAAAUGAAGAUAAAAGCCCAUUUCAAAGAACAUUUGUUAAUCAGGUAAAAAGAUGUGCUGAGAUGUCAAGAAAGCUUCGCUUCUUUAAAGAUCAGAUACACAAGGCUGGUUUGCUAUCUUCUGCUCUUCCAACAAUGCAACCAGAUGUGGACUUGGAGGCAUUGGAGAUACAACUUGCUGAGCAUGAACAUGAACUUAUUGAGAUGAAUGCCAACAGUGAGAAACUACAACAGACAUAUAAUGAGCUGCUGGAGUUCAAAAUGGUGCUGCAGAAGGCAGGAGAUUUCCUUCUCUCAGGUAAAAGUUAUGAGACUGCAGAUGGCAGAGAACUAGAAGAAAAUGUGUAUGCCAGUGACUAUCCAGAUUCAGUCUCAUUACUUGAACAGGCAACACAAUCAGGACCCUCAAACUUAUCAGGUCUUAGAUUUAUAAGUGGCAUUAUCCCCAAAUCCAAGGUAUUAUUAUUCGAGAGAAUGUUGUUUCGUGCAACAAGGGGAAAUUUACUUUUCAAUCAAGCAACUGCAGAUGACCUCAUCAUGGAUCCUGUAACAUCUGAAAUGGUUGAAAAAACUGUAUUUGUAGUUUUCUUUUCCGGAGAGCAGGCAAAGACAAAAAUACUUAAAAUCUGUGAAGCAUUUGGUGCAAGUUGCUACCCUGUUCCAGAGGACAUAACAAAACAGACUCAAAUAACCCAAGAGGUUCUAUCAAGGCUUUCUGAGUUGGAAACCACUUUGGAUGUUGGAAUUCGACACAGGAAUGCUGCUCUUCAUUCCAUUGGGUUUCGCUUAAUAGUAUGGAUGAACAUGGUUAAAAGAGAGAAAGCUGUGUUUGAUACUUUGAAUAUGUUAAACUUUGAUGUUACAAAAAAGUGUCUAGUUGGAGAGGGAUGGUGCCCGAUAUUUGCUAAACCCCAGAUUCAGGAGGCACUGCAACGUGCAACAUUUGAUAGCAGCUCACAAGUGGGCAUCAUAUUUCAUGUGAUGGAUGCUGUGGAGUCACCUCCAACAUAUUUCAGAACUAACAGUUUUACAAAUGCAUAUCAAGAAAUUGUUGAUGCCUAUGGUGUUGCUAAAUACCAAGAAGCAAAUCCAGCAGUUUAUACUGUAAUUACUUUUCCAUUUCUUUUUGCUGUCAUGUUUGGGGAUUGGGGACAUGGAAUAUGCUUAUUGAUAGGUGCAUUAUUUCUCAUAGCACGUGAAGGAAAGCUUAGUACUCAGAAACUUGGGAGCUUCAUGGAGAUGUUAUUUGGUGGACGUUAUGUACUUCUUUUAAUGUCAAUUUUUUCCAUCUACUGUGGUCUAAUUUACAACGAAUUCUUUUCUGUUCCUUAUCAUAUAUUUGGUGCAUCCGCAUAUAGAUGCCGUGACCCCUCAUGCAGUGAUGCAUAUACAGUUGGUUUAAUCAAAUAUCGUGAUGCAUAUCCAUUUGGUGUGGAUCCUAGCUGGCGUGGGAGUCGUUCAGAGUUACCCUUUUUAAACUCCCUCAAAAUGAAAAUGUCUAUUUUGCUUGGAAUUGCUCAGAUGAAUCUUGGAAUCAUGUUGAGUUACUUCAAUUCGAUUUUCUUCAACAAUUCAUUGGAUAUAAGGUACCAGUUUAUCCCACAGAUGAUAUUUUUAAACAGCCUUUUUGGGUAUCUAUCACUUCUGAUUAUCAUAAAAUGGUGCACGGGUUCUCAAGCGGAUCUUUAUCAUGUCAUGAUUUAUAUGUUCUUGAGUCCCUUUGAUGAUCUUGGUGAAAAUGAGUUGUUUUGGGGACAAAGGCCUCUUCAGAUCCUAUUGUUGUUUUCAGCUCUUGUUGCUGUUCCAUGGAUGCUUUUCCCCAAACCUUUCAUUUUAAAGAGACUUCAUGCUGAGCGAUUCCAAGGUCGUGCAUACGGGAUUCUUAGAUCGUCCGAGGGAGACACCGAUUCCGAACCUGGUUCUGCAAGACAACGCCACGAAGAGGAAUUCAAUUUUAGCGAAGUUUUUGUACAUCAAAUGAUACAUUCCAUUGAAUUUGUACUUGGUUCUGUUUCCAAUACUGCUUCAUACCUUCGAUUAUGGGCUUUAAGCUUAGCUCACUCAGAAUUAUCCACUGUAUUCUAUGAGAAAGUUCUUCUCCUUGCUUGGGGGUAUGAUAAUUUUUUAAUCCGAAUGGUGGGGCUAGCGGUGUUUGCUUUUGCAACUGCAUUUAUACUGUUAAUGAUGGAGACACUAAGUGCUUUCCUUCAUGCAUUGAGGCUACACUGGGUGGAAUUUCAAAACAAGUUCUAUCAAGGCGAUGGUUAUAAAUUCAAACCUUUCUCAUUUGCUGCUGUAUUAGCUGAUGAUGAAGAUUAGUUCUAGUCCUAGUAAAAUGACAGUUUUCUCCUCACCUUUUCUGGGGAACAAGUACACGUUUUCCCAAAAUCAGAGUCUUUUUUUUUUACCCACCCACCCACAGAGGCGUAAAAAGGGUAACAACAACCUUAAAACACAGAAUUUUUGGGUAGUUAGAUAUGUUUUUAUUUUUACUUUUUAUUUUACCCAUGUGCAGCUUUUCAGUUAACAUAGCAUUGUAGAAACCCUGCUUGCACAAAUAUGGUUUAUAUUACAAUGUAGGUGCUGUAAAGAGGGGAUGUUAUAUCAUUAUCAGAUUCGCGUAUUCUGUAGAUUUUCAAUCUAUACAUUUUCUGUUAUGUUGUUUA